Messenger RNA from Orussus abietinus, 993 nucleotides. RefSeq names its product probable prefoldin subunit 2 (gene Pfdn2). Gene Ontology annotation, biological process: protein folding. Gene Ontology annotation, molecular function: protein folding chaperone. Gene Ontology annotation, cellular component: prefoldin complex; cytoplasm. The coding region runs from base 152 to 616 and encodes 154 amino acids. Lineage: Eukaryota; Metazoa; Arthropoda; Insecta; Hymenoptera; Orussidae. The transcript is spliced from 3 exons. The record is from RefSeq and is a predicted model, not a curated record.
UCCUUCUCAUAAGCAAUCUCCCAACUCAUCUCUGCACUCGACCCACGUGAACUGCAGUGAACUGUAUAAGGUCAGAAUUAGCUUGCUCCAACGAGAAUUAGAACGCUACUGAACGGUACGAACAGCAUCUUGAGAGUGCUCUGCUGUUAAAAUGGCAAGUGAGAAAGAGUCAGCGAAAUCCGCGAAAGGAGCCAAAUCCAACGAAGCAAUAUUCGCUGGAUUUCAGGCACUUCGUAAUGACCAACGAACGAUGGCUGAUAAAUUAUCCGAAAUGGAAAUGGAAUUAAAUGAACAUAAGAUAGUCAUCGACACUUUGAAAAAUAUUGAUCCCAAGAGAAAGUGUUAUAGAAUGAUUGGUGGAAUUUUAUGCGAACGCACGGUAGAAAAUAUAAUGCCUAGUUUGGUUACGAACAAGGAGCAGUUGAUAAAGGUCAUAGAGGCAUUGAGCGAACAACUUAUGAAAAAGGGUGUUGAAAUUAAUGAAUACAAAGAAAAGCAUAAUAUUAAAAUUAGAGGACAAGAGGAUUUGCCAAGACAAGCUGGUGACUCGAGCGAUGUUAAAAAGGAGCAAAAGAGAAAUCCAAUUGUUGUCGAUCCUACCGAAGCAAAAUCAUAGUAUUCUGUAUUUUAUUUUUUGCUGAAGUUUUUAUGGUAAUCCUUCGUUUCAACUUUCUUAACCACUGUUACCUCCUGCAUUUAUUUAUUAAUAAAGUCAUCAUCACUUCAGUGUACAUUUGGAAUGUAAAAGAGCUCCAGUUUGUGUUAAAAUGUUUUGAUUGUAAGACAUGCCACGUUUUGAGACAAAAUGUAUUUUAUUCUAGGAGAAUAUCAGUGGCAAGUAUAUCUAUUUGUUAAGUGUAAUUAUAAUUUACUAUCAUUACCACUAUUAGCCAUUUAUUAUUUUAAAUUUGUAUUGUAUAAUAAUCACAGCAUGUUAAGUACAUUUUCUAAGCUCACAAUUACGUAACAAAAAAAUAUAUUCAUUUUUAUAAG